Aplosporella prunicola CBS 121167 is the source of this 333-nucleotide messenger RNA. RefSeq lists its product as uncharacterized. The coding region runs from base 1 to 333 and encodes 110 amino acids. NCBI's taxonomy places the organism in Eukaryota, Fungi, Ascomycota, Dothideomycetes, Botryosphaeriales, Aplosporellaceae. The record is from RefSeq and is a predicted model, not a curated record. The transcript has a single exon.
AUGCGCCACUUCCGCGGGCUGCGCUACGCCCACCCGCCCGUGGGGGAACAUCGGUGGCGAAAACUGCGGCCGAUUGCUGGGGCUGUGAUGAUGGAGGAGGGGGGGAAGAGCACGACGAAGACGGAGGAGACGAAGAAGGAAGAGAAGGAAGAGGGGAAGGAGGAGGAGGAGAGGGAGGAGGUAGGGAUGCAGGACGCGACGACCCCAGCGCUGCUCUGCUACCAAGCGGAGCCGUACUCGCUGUGGGCGCGGGAGGCGGCGCCGGGGCAGGCGUACUGGAACCAGGAGCGGAAGCAGGGGGAGGACUGUUUGGUUAUUAAUAUAAUGGUGUAG